Messenger RNA from Thlaspi arvense, 423 nucleotides. The record is from the annotation of a GenBank genome assembly. NCBI's taxonomy places the organism in Eukaryota, Viridiplantae, Streptophyta, Magnoliopsida, Brassicales, Brassicaceae.
AUGUGGGCGAUUACGAGACUGAUAAGCCGACGAAUCCAGGGUACAAGUGAUGUAGCUGUUCCAAAACUCUCAGGAUUUUCUAUUUUAUCUCCUAAAAACGUUGAGGUAGAGUAUGCAAAUGGCACCAAGUUCAAUUUUUCAUCAGAGUUUCUGAGAGUUCAUAGUCCAGCAGCUGAUGGCAAAGUCAGAUCAAUAGGUGGUGAAAAGGUGAUAUCUGGAAGGCGGUAUGUAGGAAUCAUGUCUGCAGAACCGGUUGGAAACUACGGGGUAAGGUUAGUGUUUGAUGACUUGCAUAGAACAGGGAUAUAUCCAUGGGAUUAUUUCUACGAGCUUGGGAGCAAUAAGUUUGGUCUCAUGAGAAACUAUAUCAAGACUCUUCGAAAGCAUAAUCUCAGCCGUGAACCUCCUCCGAGAAGGAGAUGA